AUGGCGGACACGGAGGCGAAAAUGGAACCAAACGCUGCACCUUCAAAACUCGAAGCCAGCAGUGAUGAUAAAGACGCACACGAUACCUCAUAUGAAUCGAAACCAGAAGAGCCUGUCGAAGGACUAAAAUCGGAAGCUUCAGGCGGAGAAGUGAUGUCUUUAAAAGACUGCUGCAGGGAGGCCUUCGCCAAGAUCACCGAAUAUUUGAACGGCGAGCUAGCUGGUAAGCUGGAUGAAUGUCAUAAAAUACGUUCAGAUGGUACAAAAUUUGCUGUUUACGUAUCUUAGAAUAUUACUUUAUAUGAAUACUUUCCAAUCGACCCAUGAAAACCGAUGUCAAAACUAUUGUCAAUUGAGAAUCCUAUGGUCGUUUGUUGACCCUUAUACACCUAAGCUAACAUCAGUAUGUAUAUUCUCCAUACUGUUCUCUAUACAUUUGCUAUGGAACAAAUAAGAAGAGUUUGUCAAACAAUCAAGUGCCUCUUUGGUUGUUGUUGAUUUCCUUGCUCUCGUGACGUUAAUGUUUGAUUCAGGGUUAAUACUCUUGUGAGAAAUUAGAUACUAAUCGUUCCUAGGAAUUAAUGAGUUAAGCCGUAGAUCUGUAAAAAGAUAUUCACUUGACACAGUUAAUGCGAUCGAUACUUUUGAGAUUGGAAUACUGCAAUUUAGUAAAGGCCAUGAUGGGUUUAAUGAAGGCCUGUUUGCAGGGGUGAGGGGUGGGGUACCAUCCUUUUCUUUUAUCAUUUUUUUUUUUUUUGUCUGUAAAAGUUAAAACAAUGACAAUUAGUUCCAGACUCCAGACUUGCCUUAAAUGUCUCCUUGAAUUUUAUAAAAGCAAGUUGCAGUGAUUUUUUUUCCCAUUUUUUUUUUUUUUGUUUACACUCUACCAUGAUUUCUCCGAAAAAAAUUAAAAAAAAAAAAAUGGUGAGAACUUUACCCAACACCUUCUGAUGACUUCAGCACAUUGCUAAGCAUUCACUAAUUAGGAUUAUGCUGUAUAGGUUGCUUCUCCAAAGAUUACUCUGACCAUUUCCUAAUUUUACAUUGUUGUUAGGUUCAAUACAAGAUUACGUUCUUCUUGAAAAGCUGAAUAAGCUGACAAUUUCAAAGUACAGUGAAAUGUCCGACACUGCAAAGACACUUAUCACAGUCAUGGAGGAAUUAGACAAAAAAUGUAAGUUCUUCACUGCAAAAAUCUCUGACUUUUUCAUGACUUUGCUGUGAUAAAAAUAAAAUAGACUGUAAGCAAAUUAAAUUUGCACAGGGGUAAUCCAUUCAUUGAUAUAUUUUCCAUUUUUACAUUAUGGUCUAAACAAAAAAAUUAAACAAAUUAUUGAUUGAUGUUCCCUGCCUUUUCCCUGAUUCUUUCCUAACCUGUGGCAACUUUGUGUAACAAAUAUGUUGUUGUAAGAGAGGAAAAAGAACUUCUAACAACAAAAUAAAAUGAUUUAUUAAAUUUCCUUUUCAGAUAAAAACCUGGAACCAUAUUUAGAGCAGAUUGACAAGGUAGAGGAAAGUGUUGCAAGCCUCGAACAAGCCGCGUACAGACUGGAUGCUUACUCUAAGAGACUAGGUGAGGAAGAAUGUUAAAUUAUAGUGGUUAAUAUGAAAGCAGUUUCCAGUUCAAUAACAAAUUAAAAUGAUCCUGGAUUGAUUUAUUUUUGCUUUGCUAUGCCUUGUAAUUGGUCUUCAAAAUUCACACCACCAUCUCCACCAAUCAAAUGCAAAAAUAAAACUAAUCUCAAUUUAGUCACUACAUUUUCAUGCACCUCAAGCAGGUUGUCUGUUUUUAAACUGUGAUUUCUUAUUGGUUAAUGAGAGAAUCUGUGUUCUGAUUGGUAAUUGUAAUAACUUUGAAGUUGGUUUUUUGACACUCAGUUGAAAGCUGCUCUAUGGGCAAGUAAGACUUUGUUGUUUACGACAUGAAGGUUUAAACUCUUUCCCUGGCAAUAUCUCACUACUAACUCUUGUUACAGUCUUCCAUAAGUUUGUGAUGUUAGUUUGGAGAAUUUGGUCUAGGAUCAACUUAUAAUCCCCCAAUUGACAUUCUUCUUUAAUCUCAUCAUAUGUUUGCUUGAAAAAUAUUUUGAUACUGUAAAGAAUUCUGUCCUGAUCACUCGUGGGACAAGAGUAAAAUCGUCUAAUUGUUGGGUAGAAACACACAGAAUUUUCCCUAACAAGGGGAAGACCCUCCUCAGUUGUAAGUAGAAAAUAUGAAUGGGGAAGGGGAUGGGAUGGUUUGGUAUUUGUGGGUCCAAGAGCAUGGAAAAAAAAGAAGCCUGCUACAAGGUCGUGGGAAGUGGUGUUGACUGAAAAAAUGGGAAUUCCAUUGUUAGUUUGCCAAAAUUGUUAAUCAUUCCCUGCCACUGGUCUGAAUAUGGAGCAAAUGAUGAAUGUAAUGGCCCUUAUAAUCUUUUUCCCAUUUGUUUACAGAGGCUAAAUUCAAGAAGUUGGAAAGAAGGUGAACGGAAAUUUGAAUGUUCUUCAGGAUAAAGAGUUAGAAUUUAGACACGAAAACAGAUUACUCCAGACAAUUUCUAUAAGAAAACAGGUAACCUGACAUGGGUGAAUUGAUAGAAACUGGGUACCAGAAAAAUGUUUAACAUUUAAUUGUGACUAGACAAUAUUUAUAAUUAUGAAGUAACUGAGAGUAAAAGCACACUGAUUGGCCACAGACGUAUUAUUUAUGGCUCUGAUAAAGCCAUGGAAUAUUGAAGUUUAUUUUAUAAAAGCAAUAGACUGCACCCCCUAUUGGUUUACCAUGUAAUAACCCUCAAGGGAUGUUGGAAGCUCACUCAAUGUGGAACACCCAACAUACCAAGUGGUUUACUAUGCCAGUGAACCGAUUAGAGUGCAGUCUAUUACUUAAAGAAACAGUACACUGUCGUGAAGACAGGUUAGGAGAAUAUGACAAGUUUUUAGUUAAAAGGAUUUGGUGGGGAGAUGCCUUAGUGGAGUGUAGAUGCACAGUUUUGUACAAAUGGCGCCCUCAAUAUACUCUUGGGAAAAUGGGAGAGAAAACCUGUUGAGUAAAUACACAGAAGAAAAAUUUCAAUAUCUGAUCUCUCUAGGUAGCUUAAAUUUUUCCAAACAUUGUCAACAGUGGGAUGGCAAAGCCUCCCUUUUAAGCACCAAAAUUCAAAGUCCUACCGCUCUUAUUACACAGCUAAGAACUUAAGUUGCUAUCUGAUCUACGUCAUUAUCUAGGAAAAUGCACACCUACCCCUCCCCUAACCCAACAGCAGUCAACUGACAACAAGUUAGGGUUGAUGUUGAGUUAGGGGGGGCUAGGUGUACAGUUGCUCAGAUACUGACAUCGAUCCUUGUUGUUCAUAACCGAAGUGUACUUGCGUGUUUUACUUGAAAUAAACCUUAAAACUAGGCGGC
Molecule: messenger RNA, 3387 nt
Organism: Pocillopora meandrina
Lineage: Eukaryota; Metazoa; Cnidaria; Anthozoa; Scleractinia; Pocilloporidae
Source: the annotation of a GenBank genome assembly